Molecule: messenger RNA, 398 nt
Organism: Ambispora leptoticha
Lineage: Eukaryota; Fungi; Glomeromycota; Glomeromycetes; Archaeosporales; Ambisporaceae
Source: the annotation of a GenBank genome assembly
AUGUCUGCCAUUUUGAUAAAAAUUUUAACAAUAAAACAAGAAAUCUAUCAAAUACUAAAGUACAACGCGAAAUCGGAAAUGAAACUCUUUGAAAAAGUAACGUACAACGAGACUAUACCUCGAGUAACUGGUUUUUAUUACGAAGCUAAUAAGAAAAAUAUCACUGGUGUUUAUGAUGACGGCCAAUACUUCGAUCCAUUAAGUACUAAUUAUAAAAGCAACGAUGAUUUGCGUUAUAUAAGUGGCGACCCUAUAGAACCAUUAUUUCCAAUAAGCGAAGGGGAAAUUUUUUAUCAAAAAAUCGAUAAGCGUAAUGUCUCAUCUGGCAAAUUGCGCUACCUUGUAAAAUGGGUCGGUUAUCCACCUUCAGAAAAUUCAUUAGUUGAUGAAGAUGACGU